UGCGUGUGUCCGCAUUUUCGCGCAUAGCGUUUGCUGUUUGCCUCAGUGUCUUCUACUGCUAAUCCCACCCGCUGUAACAAUAAUAUAACAAUAUAACAAAUUCAAGCAUUGGAUUUCCUUAGCAAGACGAGACAACGCCCCUCACUGCCAAGAUGAGUAGCAAAGUAACAUUUGCAUUCGAUAACAAUCCACUAGGUGUAUAUUAUGCCGGCCAGGUGAUUUCCGGGACAGCAGAACUUAUCACAGAGCGUCCCAAAACUAUACGCUCUAUUUUCAUCACCGUGAAUGGUUUCGUUGAGACACGCUGGCAGGAGGACGUUGAAAAGCCCGGCACCGAUGGCAAGCCGAUUAAGAUAGUUGAGACUCAUACAACUACAGAGAUUUAUUACAGUAGUGACAAAUAUGUGUAUGGACAGAGUGGUGGAUCGCCACUGGAGCUGCCAAAGGGAAAGUAUGUUUUCCCAUUUCAGGCAGCCAUACCGUUGAACGCACCCACCUCUUUUAAUGGUAUGCACGGACAGAUUAAACAUGAGGUGACCUUGACAAUUGACCGCGCAGUACGCUACAAUAAUAUUUUCAAGCAAUGCUUUACGGUGAUUUUGCCGUACGAUCUGAAUCAACAACGCGAAAAUCUCCAACCACAGCAUCGUGUCGAGGAGAAAACCUUUUGGUGGGGAUCAUUGUUUGGUGGUAAGCCAAUGAUUAUGGAUGUCAGUACAUCGUACAGUGGGUAUGUGCCAGGACAGAAAAUACAGUUUAAAAUUCUCCUCGACAAUCAAUCGGAAGUGCAAUGCCAGGACGUCAAGGUGCGACUGUUCAAAAAUGUGAGUUAUCGUGCCAAUUCUGGAGAGGAGCAGCUUAAAAAAACCGAGGCUCGCAUUGCUGAUAAACACUGUGGCGAGGUCUUGAAACACAACAAAGCCGAGUUCAAGGAGUUUCUAAUAGUGCCGCCAACAACACCCACAACGCAAUCGCCACAUGAUCCCAUUAAAGUAAGCUACACGUUGCGUUUCAUAGCCAAAACUUUUCGUUUGCAUGGCGGGGGUGAUCUGGUGGUGAAUUUCCCUAUAGUUAUUGGCACAGUUCCACUUAUUGGAACAACCGACGAUCAGGGACUAGCAGUGCACACCCCCUUACGUCCACCUAUUUUUCAAGAGGAUGUCAACAAUGAACAAUUCGAGGCAAAUACUUUCAAACCUCGUUAUCCCGUAUUCUUUCAAAAUGCGCUUCUUCAAAAUGGCGAAGGAAACUGCGCUACAUCCAAUAUACCGAGCCUUUACCCAAAUGUCGCAAAUGCGUCAAAACUAUCACUACCAAAUAUUGGGCCAAAUCCAAUUCCUGCUGCUGCUGCAUCCAAUCCGCCAUAUCCGACAAAAACUAACGCGCCAACUGCUACCAAAAUGAAUACAGGAAACGGAGACGGCGCUUUCGAAGUGCUGGGAUUUAGCAUACCACCGGACUACCAGCCCACAGCUAGUGCACCUGCAGCAGCCAGCAGCGACAUAGGCUGGAAGUAAAUCUUAUGAAUUUAUUUUUUUUUUUUUAGAAUCUGCCACAGAAGUUGAAUUUGCACGAACUGAAAACAACAAACACUUCAUAUUUUAAUUAAGUCCGUGCUCGUGUUGACUCAAUAAGGCACAAGGAAAUACGAUUUAAAAAGCAAAUACGAAUUAUUCCACUUUUUGCACAUAG
Scaptodrosophila lebanonensis is the source of this 1692-nucleotide messenger RNA. Its product is annotated as arrestin domain-containing protein 3. The record is from RefSeq and is a predicted model, not a curated record. The transcript is spliced from 5 exons. Gene Ontology annotation, biological process: protein transport. NCBI's taxonomy places the organism in Eukaryota, Metazoa, Arthropoda, Insecta, Diptera, Drosophilidae. Bases 153 to 1517 code for a protein of 454 amino acids. Gene Ontology annotation, cellular component: cytoplasm.